GGCUCUGGGUUUUUUUGACAGUAAAAGAGAAACGGCGCGGCCAAUUGGAAGGAAAAAAAUAGCAGCACAAUCACACCCCUGUUUUUCGUUUUCAAUUUUCUUCUUGUUCAAAGUGUUUGGAGAAAAGACAGGGCCAUGGCUUCUCCACUGCUUCUCACUAUCCUCCUCACCUUCUUCGUCUGCUCCCCUGUUGCCACUGCUUCUAACAGUAACUAUUCAUUAGUUGUUGAUCAAAUUCCAUCAUUGAAUCUGAGUCCAAGUUUGCUGGUGGACAAAUCUCCUGCUUUUAAACCCGGCACCAAACUAGCUUGUGAAAGAGUGGAUAUUACCGGCUUGUCGAGGCUAAAAAAUAUUAGAAAGUUUGCCAAUUCGGUGAAGGUGAAUGUGUCAUAUGUAUUACCAAGCAGUCGUCUGCCAAUUGUUCACAUCUGCUUUCACAGGAAUGCAUCUCUAGGAGUAGGGAUGUGCCCUCAGGGUCCGUGGGGAAAAUUUUCCAAGGAUUCAUGGUCUAGAACCAUGUCACCCUUCGACCACAAGCUUCUAGAUAUAUGUAUUCCAGGAUCUUCCUCAGUAGAUCUGAAGGUGUCAAUUGAUGAAGAUUUUAGCUAUUCUCGCAUCAUGUUUUUGAUAUGUGGGAGUGCAUUAAUGACAAUAGCUUGGUUCGUGAGUAAGUCGCUAAUUUUUUACUACAGUAGCGCAAUGGCAGUAGGAGUUCUCCUUGUGAUACUGAUGAUCCUCUUUCAGGGAAUGAAAUUACUACCAACUGGACGGAAGAAUUCUCUUGCAAUGUUUAUCUACGCGUCUAUGUUAGGGUUUGGAGCUAUAAUAUUCCGUGAUGUGCCAAGACUAUUGUUACAUUCAUUAUUUGGGGAGGCGGGAAUCGGUGAAGAGUACAAUCCUUUAAUUAUAUUUAUACUGCUUUUCCUUAUACUGUUUGGAGCUUGGCUGGGCUUUUGGGCGGUUCGCAAACUUGUUCUUGCAGAUGAUGGGUCAAUUGACAAGGGUGUAGCAAAUUUUGUUGCCUGGUCCAUCUGGAUUCUUGGUGCUGUCAUGGUUUUGCAGAGUUCUGUGGAUCCUCUACUGUCAGCUGUGAAUUUAGUUUCUGGAAUAUUGGUUUCGAUCGUCCUGAGGAAUACCAACCUAUAUAUGAUACUGCUCCACUUGUAUGAGUCUGCUCUAGAAGUAAUGCUCCAAUUGUACGCUUCUGUUUCGGAAUCACUGUUUUACUUGUACGAGUCUGCUCUAGAAUUACUGCUCCGCUUCUACGAGUUUGCCCUAGAUAUACCUAUUUACUUCAGAAACUUUUUUAGAAAAGGCGGGAGCAGACACAGAAGAUCUCGGAAUCCAGAAGCAAUAUCAUUUAGAGACGCUUACCGACCUACCGUGGAACAAUCAAUUUCAGAUUCUGAUCCAUUUUACUCUACUUUCCAUACUACACCUGAAAGAAGAAAAUUUUCGAAGGAGGAAUGGGAGAAGUUCACGAGAGAAACAACAAAAACUGCCUUGGAAGGGCUGGUUUCUUCUCCAGAUUUUAGCAGAUGGGCUGUUGCUCACGCCGACAGAAUCACUUUGACCCCUACCAAGGAUUCUGCUAAACAACCAAGAAGACGGCUUCCUUGGUUUUAAGUGUGUAAUUAUUUCCGGCAUGUACACUUCUAGUUAUGGUAUUCUAACCUUGACGUGAAGGGCUGACCUACAGAAUUAACCUAAUAUUUAUUUUGUUAGUACACUCUACAUAUAAGAGCAGUGUUGCAGGAGUUUGUUAAUAGUAUAUAUUAGCUUGUAAAAACUCUUGUCCUUCCAUAGCUGGAACUUGUUUGUACAAUGCUAAAUUAUGGGACUCCAAAUUCAGAUGCGCCUUUAACAUGUACUCA
Molecule: messenger RNA, 1874 nt
Organism: Daucus carota subsp. sativus
Lineage: Eukaryota; Viridiplantae; Streptophyta; Magnoliopsida; Apiales; Apiaceae
Exons: 10
Coding region: 136-1626 (496 amino acids)
Source: RefSeq, a predicted model, not a curated record